Molecule: messenger RNA, 1237 nt
Organism: Racocetra persica
Lineage: Eukaryota; Fungi; Glomeromycota; Glomeromycetes; Diversisporales; Gigasporaceae
Source: the annotation of a GenBank genome assembly
AUAUUUAACUUUCGGUCCUUUUGCACCAUUACAAUGUCAAUUAGUAGGAGUUAGAUGCCUUAGCACGAAGGUACAAGGUUAUGUAGCACCGGAAUUUAUUAAUGUGAAAAAAGCGGUUAUAACCAAUUUUGAAAAUGGUGGUGAAGUUGGAUCAAGUGUUGCAGUUUACUAUAAUGGUAAACUAGUGGUUGAUUUACAAGCAUAUUUAGUAGAUCGAAAAUUUCUUGAUUACAAUGAAAAAAUAUCCACAUAUUGGCCAGAAUUUGCUCAAGGUAAUAAAGAAAAUGUUACACUUCUGGAUCUAGUAAAUCACUGGGCAGAGGUAAGCUAUCUUAACAUGCUGGUGAAAUCUGAUUUAGAAGAUCUUGAUAAAUUAGCAAAAGUUCUUGCUGCUCAACCACAUUCAUUUGGCGGAGUUUCCAAUCGUGCAUAUCAUGCAUUAACUUAUGGAUGGUAUUUAAAUGAGAUUGUUCGUAGAGUUGAUCUGAAACAUCGCACUAUUGGAAAAAUCGUUUCUGAAGAAAUUUUGACGCAAUACGAUUUAGAAUUUUAUUUAUCAUUGCCACCAAAUCUUAUAUCAAGGGUUGCAAAAUUUUAUGAGACACCUACUAUCAAAGCAGCUAUUGAUUCGCUUGGUGUAUUUAAGAGUUGGUGGGCUGGGAAGGUACCAGGUUCUUUUUUCUCAGAAGUUAAAGAUAAAAAAAGUGUGUUAUAUAAAACUAUUCAUUGUUCACAUCCUACUUUCUCAGCAUUCCCUGAUUUUUCAAAGCUAGAGGCUGUUACUAUAGAAUGGCCAAGUGCUAAUGGAGUUACAAAUGCCAAAUCAAUUGCUAAACUAGGUGCCAUAAUUGUAAAUAAUGGCCGACCUCUUAGUGAUGAUAGUAGUUCAUCAUCGUCUAGUGUUAGUUCCAAACCUCUUCUUUCAAAGUCUAUAAUUGAUCUCAUUUCUACAAAAUUGCCAGUAACUUUUGAUCAUGUUCUUUACACAAAUAUUACGCCCUCAUUUGGUGGAUUUGUUUAUAUUAGAAUUCCUGAUAUUGAAGAUAUAGAAUUUCUAGGAUGGGGAGGAUACGGUGGAAGUUUAUUUAUAUGGAACCGGGAAUUAGGAAUCUUAUUUGGUUACACUAUGAACGCCUUGUGGACUUCUAAAUUGGGUGAAGUUAGUGAUCAAAGAACAUGGAGUAUAUUAAGAGAAAUUGUGAAUGUUGUUAAAAAAUUAAAAGAAGAGCAAGCCUAA